AAAAAAAAAAACUAGCUCAUGUACGUGUGGCCCUCUUUUCUUAUCUCUUCCUCGCUACUAGCCUACUACCACCUUAAAAUGGCCCACACUACUUCCGUGUAAAUUCACCGGAGAGGUUUUAGUACGUGUGGCUGUGUGCAUGCCAUGUCCAAGGAGGAAGAGGAGAGGGAGAAGGUGACGGCGGCGGCGGCGGCGAGCGAGGUCGUCGUCGUCAAUGGCGGUGGCGGCGAGGAGGAGGGGGAGGGGGUGAGGGCGCUGCACGCGCGGGUGGAGGCGGAGUGGGGGCCGGUGAUGCAGAGCGCGUGCCAGACGGCGGCGGCGAGGGCGCUGUGGGGGCGCGCGGUGCGCGACCCGGCGGCCGGGGUGCUCGCCGGGGGGAGGUUCCUGGCGGCGCUCCGGGAGCGGAUGCGGCGCGACGAGGAGGCCGGGGCGAGGGAGGUGCACGGCGUCAUGAUCGCCGUCCGCACGCUCUGGUUCGACGCCCGCGUCGAGGCCGCCGUCGCCAGCCUCGGCGGCGCCGCCCAGGUCGUCCUCCUCGGCGCUGGGAUGGAUGCGAGAGCUUAUCGACUGAGCUGCCUGAAGGAGUGCACGGUAUUUGAACUUGACUUCCCGGAGCUCCUAGAAAUGAAAACAGAUCUUCUUCACGAAGCAAUGAGCUCUGCAAAUAAUCAGAAACUCACCAUGAUGGCAAAAUCAUUGACUAGGGUUCCUGCCGACAUCCGAGAUGGAGACUGGAUCACCAAGCUACAGAGCUACGGCUAUGUUCCUGAAAGGAACACCAUAUGGGUUCUUGAAGGCAUCCUCUAUUACCUUCACCAUGUCCAUGCAAUGCAAGUCCUCGAAACCAUUGUGGCCUGCCGCACCUCAGUCCACACUGUCCUCCUGGCUGACUUCAUGAACAAGAAUGCAGUAUCGCUCUCUCGGGCAAUGUACCAUUUCUACCAUGACAGCCCUGAUCUCCUGCUGCCUUCCAUUGGGUUCUCUCAGGUAACUUUGUCACAAAUUGGAGAUCCACAAGCACAUUUUGGGCUGCUAAGUCACCCGCAGAACCUGUUUGAUAAACUGAGGAGAUUGCCAAGAUCAGUGGAGACAAACCCAGAGGAUGGCACACCAUGCUGCAGAUUGUACUUGGUAGAAGCCUCUGCUUUUCCAGAUGACCAGAUCACUAAACAGGGCAUUUAAGUCCAUUGAUAAUUACGCUUUUUUUUUCAUCUUCCCUGAUUGCUUGAGGACUUCAUCACCGUUCAAAUUUCAAACAUAGAUGUGAGUAUGUGACCUGUAUAGCAACAUUCAGUUCAAGUUAAGGGCCUCUUUGAAUCGCA
This is a messenger RNA of Oryza sativa Japonica Group (Japanese rice), 1322 nucleotides long. RefSeq lists its product as uncharacterized. Gene Ontology annotation, molecular function: methyltransferase activity. Gene Ontology annotation, biological process: methylation. The record is from RefSeq and is a predicted model, not a curated record. NCBI's taxonomy places the organism in Eukaryota, Viridiplantae, Streptophyta, Magnoliopsida, Poales, Poaceae.